Messenger RNA from Mollisia scopiformis, 2091 nucleotides. Its product is annotated as acetyl-CoA synthetase-like protein. Gene Ontology annotation, biological process: long-chain fatty acid metabolic process; long-chain fatty-acyl-CoA metabolic process. The transcript is spliced from 3 exons. The coding region runs from base 1 to 2091 and encodes 696 amino acids. The record is from RefSeq and is a predicted model, not a curated record. Lineage: Eukaryota; Fungi; Ascomycota; Leotiomycetes; Helotiales; Mollisiaceae. Gene Ontology annotation, molecular function: long-chain fatty acid-CoA ligase activity. Gene Ontology annotation, cellular component: endoplasmic reticulum; lipid droplet; plasma membrane.
AUGUCUCUCAAGAAUGCCACCGUCCAGCCCAAAAUCUACCACAAGCCGCCCUUCAGCGUAGACGCCCCCGGAUACAAGCAGGUCGAUGGCGAGACGAUACCUCGCAGACAUCCCCUCACUGUCAACAAGCUUGCAGAGCGACCUUCGGAAGAUAUUGUUACCAUCUUCGACAUCAUCAAGCGCAGCUCUGAGAAGUAUGGCAAUGCCAAGGCUUUGGGCUCCCGCAAGCUCAUCAAGACUCACCAUGAGACGAAGAAGGUAAAGAAGAUGGUGGAUGGCAAGGAGCAGGAGGUGGAUAAGAAGUGGACAUACUUUGAGCUCAGUGGAUAUGAGUACUUGAGCUUCCAUGACUACGAGAAACUCAUCCUGCAGGUCGGUGCAGGUUACCGAAAGCUAGGCAUGAACAAAGAGGACCGGGUACACAUCUUUGCAGCUACCAGUGCGCAUUGGCUUGCUACUGCACAUGCUGCCGUCUCUCAAUCAAUGCCUAUUGUCACCGCCUACGACACUCUCGGCGAAGAGGGUCUCAAGCACUCUUUAGUUGCCACCAAGGCAAAAGCUAUUUUCCUUGAUCCUCACCUCCUACCUACACUCAUCAACCCUCUGAAGGAAGCAACCGAGAUCAAAUAUGUCAUCUGGAACAGUCAAAACGAAGUUAAGCAGGAGAAUAUCGACAAGCUCAAGAAAGCACACGACCGUCUCACAAUCAUGAGCUUUGAAGAGCUUCGAAAACUUGGUGAAGAUAAUCCAGUGGACGCAGUUGAGCCAGGGCCAGAUGAUCUCUGCUGUAUCAUGUAUACCUCUGGAUCUACAGGUCCUCCAAAGGGAGUGCCUUUGAAACACAAGGCAGUUGUGGGCGCAAUCGCUGGUGUCAGUGUUAUUGUCGAACCCUACCUCGGUCCCGGUGAUGGUCUCUUGACCUACCUCCCUCUCGCACAUAUCCUGGAAUUUGUCUUCGAAAAUGCAUGCCUAUACUGGGGUGGAACUAUGGGCUACGGAAACCCCAAGACCUUGUCAGAUACAUCUGUGAAGAAUUGCAAAGGAGAUAUCAGAGAAUUUCGGCCUACUGUUCUUGUCGGUGUUCCUGCUGUGUGGGAAUCCGUCAAGAAGGGUAUUGUUGCCAAAGUCAAUUCUGGUAGCGCUAUCGUUAAGAACAUGUUCUGGGGCGCCAUGUGGGCAAAAGAGAACAUGCUUCACUGGGGUCUCCCUGGAGUCGGUAUUCUCGACGCUGUUGUGUUCAAGAAGGUUAAAGAGGCAACUGGCGGCAGAUUGAGAAUCUGCAUGAAUGGUGGUGGUCCGAUCGCCAGAGACACCCAAAAGUUUAUUUCGAUGGCCAUCACUCCUAUGAUCAAUGGCUACGGUCUGACCGAAACAACUGCUAUGGGUGCUCUUAUGGACCCUAUGGAAUGGACAGACAAUGCUCUCGGAAAUAUCCCAGGAUCCAUCGAAGUGAAGUUGGUUGACUUCCCGGAUGCUGGCUAUUUCGCAACCAACAAACCCAAUCCUCAAGGUGAAAUCUGGAUCCGAGGAUGCACUGUCAUGGAUGGUUAUUACGACAACCCAGAGGAGACUAAGGCAGCUAUUGCUCCAGAAGGCUGGUUCAUGACUGGUGAUAUCGGAGAAUUCGACCAGAAUGGCCACUUGAAGGUUAUUGACCGAAAGAAGAAUUUGGUCAAGACUCUCAACGGUGAGUAUAUCGCUCUCGAGAAAUUAGAGUCGGUAUACAGAGCCGCAACAGUCGUUGCCAACAUCUGUGUUUAUGCGGAUCAGCAACGAACAAAGCCAAUAGCCAUCAUUGUUCCUGCGGAACCAGCAUUGAAGAAGCUGGCUGAGAAGAUAGGUGUUGAAGGAAACGGUGUUGAGGAUCUGGUUCACAACUCAAAGAUCCAAGAUGCUGUUUUGAAGGAGUUGCAGCAGGCUGGUAGAGCAGGUGGAUUGAGCGGCAUUGAAAUCAUCGAGGGUGCGGUAUUGGCGGAUGAGGAGUGGACUCCCCAGAAUGGCUACGUCACUUCAGCUCAAAAACUUCAAAGAAAGAAGAUCUUGGACAGAUACAAGAAGGAAGUUGAUGCUGCCUAUGCUAGGAACAAUUAA